GGGGCGGGCCACCGGGCGCGCUGAUGCCCAGCUAGCUGGAUGUGCUCUCUUACAGUGCAGCUGCUCAAGUCCACGGAGCUGGGGCGGCACAGCCUCCUCUACCUGAAGGAGAUCGGCCACGGCUGGUUUGGGAAGGUGUUCCUGGGGGAGGUGAACCUGGGGCUCAGCAGCACCCAGGUGGUGGUGAAGGAGCUGAAGGUGAGCGCCAGCGUGCAGGCCCAGAUGCAGUUCCUGGAGGAAGCCCAGCCGUACAGGGCUCUCCAGCACACAAACCUGCUGCAGUGCCUGGCCCAGUGCGCCGAGGUGACGCCCUACCUGCUGGUCAUGGAGUUCUGCCCGCUGGGCGACCUGAAGGGCUACCUGCGGAGCUGCCAGGUGGCCGACUCCAUGGCCCCCGACCCCCUCACGCUGCAGCGAAUGGCCUGCGAAGUGGCAUGCGGCAUCCUGCACCUGCACAAGAAUCACUAUGUGCACAGCGACCUGGCUUUGCGGAACUGCUUACUCACUGCUGACCUGACUGUCAAAGUCGGGGACUACGGCCUGGCUCACUGCAAGUACAAAGACGACUACUUCGUGACGGCCGACCAGCUGUGGGUGCCGCUGCGCUGGAUCGCGCCCGAGCUCAUCGACGAGGUGCACGGCAACCUGCUCAUAGUGGAUCAGACAAAAUCCAGCAACGUCUGGUCUCUGGGCGUGACGAUCUGGGAGCUCUUUGAGCUGGGCAACCAGCCCUACUACCGCUACUCCGACCGGCAGGUGCUCACCUACGCCAUCAAGGAGCAGCAGCUCAAAUUGCCCAAGCCCCAGCUAAAGCUGUUGCUGUCUGAGCGCUGGUACGAGGUAAUGCAGUUCUGCUGGCUGCAGCCCGAGCAGAGGCCGACGGCGGAAGAGGUGCACCUGCUUCUCUCCUACCUGUGUGCCAAGGGGGCGACGGAGGCAGAGGAGGAGUUCGAGAGGCGCUGGAACUCCAUGAAGCCCAACAGCAGCUCCAGCACCAGCCACCGCGGCACCGAGGUCUCCUCCUUCCCGCUGCUGGAGCAGUUCUCUGCCGAAGGCUUCCACUCGGACGGGGACGACGUCCUGACUGUCAUGGAGACCAGCCAGGGCCUCAACUUCGAGUACAAAUGGGAGCCCAGCAAGGCUGAGUGCUUCCAGGUGCCCACGGGGGCCCUGAGCCCCAGCAGUGCCGCCCAGUACCAGGACUUGUACUACCCCACCAGCUCCAUGGGACGGCUGAGCCUCGGCGUCUCGCCGUCCUGCUAUGAAUGCAAGCAGCAGGGCUGCCCAAACCUGCACGCGCCCAGUGUGGUGCCCAUCCUGGGCGCCCACAGCCCCUCGCUCAGCAGCGAGUACUACAUCCGCAUCGAAGGGCCCUCGGAGGGUCGCACCGAGCUGGACUACGCCAUGUGCUCCUACAGCCCCGACUGUGAGUACGGCUCCCCGGCCAAGGGGUCCCACUGGCAAGCCAAGGGGGGCCAGGACAGUGGUGCAUAUGACUCAGAUAACAGCCCCACUGUCUCCCUGACCAUGGAACCCCUGCUGGGCCACGCCCCGCCCAGCGAGGGCUCUUGGGAGCAUCCCGAUUACUACUCCUACCAAUGCCACAGCAAGGAGCCUCCGUACUACCAACCAUCCCCAGGCGAUGGCGCUGACCACUACCUGCUGGAGGAGGAGCCCUUGGAGGCCGGCAGCAAGGAGUGGCAGGUCCCCAGCUUCCAGAAGAACAUCUUUGAGGAUCCUCUGGGCAUCUCCCCAUCAGUGAACUGUGCCUACGGCCCCCCCGGCUAUGAGGAACCCCACCCAGCCCCCUUGACAGGGAGGCUGCUGGAGUGUGUGGGGCAGAAGGUGGCCAGCAGGCCUCAGGGCUCCAGGCUGGACUGCAUCACCUUGGAGCUGGGCGAGGAAAGCCCGUGCGGCAGCCCCCAGUGCGGGAGCAGAGAGUGCGCGAGCGGGCUGGUCCCGGAGGAUGUGAGCGCAGCAGUGCAGAGGCAGCACUGGACGUCCAACAGCUCGGCCAACAACAACAGCAGCAACUGCCCUCCUCCACCCUGCGAGCCCCCUGCCAAGGACAGCUGGUGUUACCGCCACAUGAUCACCUUCCGGGGACUCAUGGCUGAGCCCCUGGACUCUGUGCCAUGCGACGAGGCCCAGCUCAGGGACGCCUUGCAGGAGAGGAGGAGCCCGUUGGUCAAGGACUUGCGGCUAGCGCUGCGGGACCAGCCGCUCAUUGAGAACCACAGCUGCUGCUUGGAUCCUGGGCAGCGCAGGACCCUGAGCAAUAAAGAGGACUCUUCCUCCUCCUCCUCCUCUUCCUCCUCCUCCCCCCCCCACGGCCUGGGAGACUGGGAGAGCCGUGACUCACCCGCUUUCGACCUUUUGGAAGACACAGCGCUGGCAGGCGUUUCCGGUUCACAAUGUGCCUCCGGUGCAGCGCUCCCUACAGACUCCUCAGCCGGAGCUGAAGCCCAAACGUGCCUGGAUGAUGCCAGCACAGCAUCGAGACAAGCUGAGAGAGGGGAGGGGAAUCACCAUGCCCAAAUGCCACAGCCAAAGGGUAUGGAUCCAUCAGCGCCUGUUGAUAUGGGACAUGCCGAGGCAGGGGCAGCUUGCCAGCUAUCUGAGAGCACCACUGUGCUGGCUGAGGGGGCAGCCCUCCCGCUAAGUCCUGGGGAGUGGGCUGUCCCGUAUGCCCACACAGAGGGCAACCCUUGUGCAGACUGCACCCAGAUCCCUUCAGAGGCCUCUGAGGCAGCUGGCCAAGUGCCCGGAGACAUUGCAGUGGAGAGUGGGAAGAGCAUCACAAGUGACCUGGACCGGACCCCAGACAAGACCUUCUCCAGCACCAGCUUCCCUGACAUGGAUGACUGCAGCGAUGAAGAUACCGCGGAACUCACGUCUGGUGUCUUCACCGACUUCUCCGGAGACUACGUGGAACGAGUGGACGUGAUCGCAUCCUUCAAGUCGCUCCAGAAGCAGGUGGGGACGCCGGACUCCCUAGAAUCCCUCGACAUCCCAUCCACAGCCAGUUCAUGCGAAGUCUUCAGCCCCACCAGCUACGUCCCCUCCAGCCAGCCCAAGGCCCUGGACAGCGGCUAUGACACCGAGAACUAUGAGUCCCCGGAGUUUGUCCUAAAGGAGCCGCAUGAGCCCAGGGAGCCAGAGACUUUCACCCACCUGGGGAAGUCACCCGUAGGUCUGGCGGUGGGCGAAGGGGACGGCGUGGCCUCAGAGAUGCACCUCUCCUCAUCCUUCAGCGCUGAGCUUCACGGCCUGAGCGAGAAGAACCCGUACCGUGACUCGGCCUACUUCUCAGACUAUGACACCGACGCGGAGAGGUACCUCAAGGAGGAUGAGGACAGCGAUGGGUCUGAAGCCCAGGACAGGGAGGCGGGGUGCUUUCAGCUGGAUGCGCAAGGCCUGGGGAGUUCCCCGAGCCAAAACAGUGAUGGGGAGGAGCCACUCCAGCCCAGCGACACCCCCGACAGCCCUCAGGGAGCUGUGUGCACCAUGGGGACUGGAGCUCCUGGUGUAGGCUUCUCAAUGGCAGGUGAAGUGGUGAGUCCUGGGGAAGGGAGCGUCCAGGCUGUCCACCCAGAGCCAGAGCUGGGAGGUGCCGCCAGGGCUGAGGAGACAGUUGCAGGCCACAGUCCAGACUCGGACAGCUCCAGAGAUACGACCUGGAACAAGUGCCCUUCCAUCCCCAGCAUCCCAGCAGAGUCUGUGCCAUCCAAGUCCUUCUUCCUGUCUCCUGUGGUAACGAGCCCAGAGGGCCCAGCCCUGCUGGUCCUGGCCAAAGCUGGUGAAAAAGAACUCGUGCAGGAGGGGCUCUCAGGCCUGCUGGGUGAGGCUGUGGCUCCUAGCUCUGAGCCUGAGGGGCCGGAGCACCCUUUAGAGGAGCUAGGGGUGCAAGUGGCCCCAGAAAGGGAAGCGCAGGAGGGUCCUGGCAGGGCCCUGGCAGAAGAGCUGUCACUAGCUCAGGGCUGGCAGUUGUCCCUGGACCUCUCUCUGCGGCAGGCCAACGCGGAGCUGCGGCCACCCGGCCCUGAGCGGCGGGAGGAGCCUGAGGACGAGGAGGAGGACACCGAGGACAGCGACGAGUCGGACGAGGAGCUGCGCUGCUACAACAUCCAGGAGCAGAGUGAGGAGAGCGAGGAUGAGCCGGCUGCUGUGCCCAUUGUGGUGGCUGAGAGCCACAGCGCCAGAAACCUGCGCAGCCUGCUCAAGAUGCCGAACCUGCUGUCCCAGACCUUCUGCGAGGACCUGGAGCGGAAGAAGAAGGCUGUGUCCUUCUACGACGAUGUCACCAUCUACCUCUUUGAUCAGGAAAGUCCCACUCGGGAGCUCAGCGACCAGACAUUCCCAGAGGUCACGGCACCUUCGCCGCAGCCCGUGCAGAGCAACAGCACCAGUCCCACAAGCCCGGUGGACAGACUGAGCACAUCGGACGACUCCUCGGAUGGCAACGCCUCUGAAGAGAGCGGUGGAUUCGAGUGGGAUGAUGACUUUCCACUCAUGCCCGUGAAGUCAUCGUUAAUGUCCUCACUGACGGUGACGCCGGUGAUGCCGGUCUCGGCCGUCCCCAGCCUUCCCUCGCUGGUCCCAGUCCAGAAGCAGGUGCCACCGAUCCAGUUCUCCCGGUUCACCGUGUCUCCUGCGCCGGUGUCCAGGUUCUCCAUCACACACGUCUCUGACUCGGACAUAGAGUCCGUAGGAGGCAGCAGUGAAGACGGUGACAGAGAAUGAGCCUGCCCACAUGGUUGCUUGGACGUCUCCUGGUGUCGGUGUCGGCCUCGGGGCCAAGGAGAGAGGCUGAAGGACGGGAGCCGGGCGCAGGCCCCGGGCUCCUGGGACCUUGCUCUAUUUUUCUAGGCAGAUUUUAUCGGAAGGAUUUUGUUUGCUGCUAGCCGGAAUCGCGCCCGGUGGCGCUGCAGCGAGGCGGUUGGUGAUGACCGUGCGUUUGCGUGGGUGGGUGGGUGCGUGUAUAAAUAUACAUAUAUAAAUUAUAGCAUUUAAAGGGUAGCGCUGUGACCUUGCUAACAUCACUGAGUCUCCACCUUGGCCAUUUUGCGACCCAGCAGCUCACACCUCGUGGCGUCGUGCUCCCCUCUCCCCCGGCUUCCUGAGAAGAGUCCAGACUCACCUGUCGGUGAUGGCUGCCCUGUUCCUGUGCUCUCCGGGCUGCCUGACAUGUAAGGAGCUUGGCAUUCCUGCACUUUCACGUCAGUAGAUGGGAGGGGCACUCCACCCAUGCUCUCUGCUGCACGGGCACUUGGCUUUUUGGUCACACAGGGCACUGCCCGUCUUUGGUUAUGGUCUUCCUCCUUGCUGCUGGGUGUUUGUAAUCUCUCACUCGCCUCUCCUCUAAGCACUGUUCUGCCGCCUGCGUCUGGAGCUGUUGGGAGAGGAGGGCUCAGGACGGUUACAGCCGAGGUCAGGAAGGAGCAGUAGCUACGGCAGUGGCAGCGCAGUCCUAGCACAGAUAGUCCAUGUGCCUUGGCUUGGGAAAGAGCUGUGGCAAAGCGGGGGAGACGGCCUGGGUGGAGACCAAACGCCCAUGCCCUAGGCUGAUCACUGCUGAUUAGAGGAAGCUCUUGACAUUUAUUUCUCUGUGAUUUACUUUUCCAGAACUCUCUUGCUAACAGCGCUUGCCCUUUGCCGCCGAUCUCCGGCUCCCCCGCAGGGCAUCUGGUAAGAGCCCCCUAGGAGCUGGGAGCAGCUCAGUAAGAGCAGUUUGUUUGCCCUGUCCUCCCAGCUCCCUGCUGGCGUGUUCCCCCACCUGCUUUUCUCCCAGCUGUGUCCUCCCUGUGUGGGGCCCUCCCUGUCUUCUAGUGUCACUGGAGCCCAGGUGCGGCACCUGCCUGCCCCAGAAUUAUAGCUGAGUAGACUGGUACAGGCCAAGGGCAGGGCUGGGCUGGGAUUCCCAGCUUGGCCACUCACUCCCUUGACUCCUCUGGGGCCUUAGGUAAGUCACUGAGCCUCCCUGCCCCCGUUUCCCCAGCUGUAAAAUGGGGAUAAUACUUGCUUGCCCUGCCUUGCAAGAGGUGAUGUGAGGAUGGCAGCCUUAAUGCCUAGCAAGUGCUCUGGGAAGUGCUAAGUAGUAUUAUCUGGCCAUGUUUCAUCCCUGAGGGAGAGCUGUACCCUAAGGUGUUUGUGUUUGCUACACAGCAGGGUUUUCCCAUAUGCCCACGCUCCUUUCGCACCUGUAAGUGGAGCCUUCUUGGCAUCGCACCCUGUGCAAUGGAGGGCAAGGCCAGGGAGUGGGAGCCCAGUGCUCUCCUUGGUAAUGGGGCUGGCAGCAUGGUGCCUGGCGCCAACGGGCAAGGCCUUCAGGGGCGGUUUUGUGCCAGACUGCCAGGCAUCCCAGCAGAUGGUGCGUGUCGGGAGAGCUGGUAGCCGUGUGCUGCCGGGAGGCGUCAGGUGUGUAGCUAAGCAGAGGAACUGCCAGCUGUACUAUUUUUGUAAAACUGAACAAACCUGCUGUCGACUGAACUAACUCCAAUGUGCUGUAAGUUAUUGUUGCCAAAGAGAUGUAAAGAGUUUAUCGAGGGGUGAGGUCUCUGUUGUUUUUUAUUUUUAUUAGUUCGAGGCUUAGGAUAAUUGUGCAAUUCUGCCUUCCCGAAGGAAAAGAGACUAAAUGGAGCAGAGAGCAGCCUCGAAAUCAGGGGGUUGUUUCCUUUUGAGCCUAUAGACCAAAUGCUGAGGUGAGAAAUCAGCCCCCCCGUCACUGUCCUUGCCUGCCUGCCGACUUUGGGGAGGUGGGGGUGUGUGCGUGUGGCAGCUCUCUUUGAAUUUGCUUUGCUUUCGCUCCUGUUGGGCCUGGGCAGUGCUGUGCGUUUGGCAGAGAUUAAGAGGCAGCAAAGCAGGCACCGUGCUCAGCCCCCCCACCCUGCCCACACCCCCACCCCCACCCCCAUGUGAUGCUGGCAAAGCCGCUGGCGCUCACGUCCAUCUGCGUUUCGCUGUUGGAUUGUGACUGGGGCAUGGAAAGCACUUUAACCUCUCCCUCCAUCUCCCCCUCCCCACCCUCCUAGCGCUGUUUGCCUCCCGCUGCUCCUGGCUGGGUUAGUUCACCUGGCAGUGUCCCGGCACCCUGCAUGGCCUGUCCCCUCUGGAGUGACACUGCUGGGGCGAUGCAUGGCUCCCCUGCAGGGCAUGGGAGCUUCAGUAGGCUGGCAGGGUCAGGCUGAGGUCCCGGGCCCUGUUUCGCUCUGGUGCGAGGGAUAGCAGGGACUGCCCUUUGCACAGUCACCGUUUGGAUGGGCGGUGGGAGCUCUGCAAGUGCCACUCGGCCCUAAGCUGCUGUGCCUUGCCUCCCGCCCCGCUCACUCAGCCCAGCAUGUUCUGCCAGGCCGUGGGUUGGACUAGCAGCCUCAGCCCCUCCUGUUACGUGGGGCACGGGGGUUGCUGGAUGCACAUAUAUGUGGAUGUGCAGCCCCGAUCCCAGUGACCGUUCCUUUGGGCCCUGUAUGGGCCAGCCCAGAGACCGGGCCCUCGGCUUUGGCUGGGAGGGUGCAGGUACGGCCCUGCACAGAAUACACUCCCCGCCCACCUGCCAUGUGGGGCUCUGACCGGCAGAGGCCCUGGCACCAUCCCUCUGCACUAAUGGUGACUGCACCCAUAGUCAAGGGCCACAGGCUACUCUCGCCGUGUGCAGCAAAUCGUUCCGGUUAGUGGGCUUGACUUCUCCACGCUGGGAUGGGCCCUUGUUCCAAGCCCUCGCGUCACUAGACCAGUUACUAGUGUAGAGACUUAGCAUUGGCCCCUCUUAUUUGGCUCCAUGCUAAGGGCCCAAGCUGCACUGCUCCUGGCCCCACCUCGUUCUCCUGGCCCUCCUCCGGCCCCUCUGCCCCAGGUGCUGGGAGUGUAAUGAGCACUGCCCAGAGGCUCCAGAUGGAGCCACCCCCAUGGACUUCCAGUAGGGCAUUAGCGCAGGAGCUCUCACCCUCCCCGCUGACAACACAAAUUACCGCACGCCCCCGGGAGGGGGAGCGGAGCCCGCGCCCAAGCCCUGCCACCCGGGGCGGGAGGGGGGGAGUGGGGCAACGCUUGAGGGUUUCAGCCCCGAGCCCCACCAAGUCUAAUGCCGGCCCUGGCGACCCCAUUAAAAUGGGGUUACAACCCAUGUUGGGGUCCUGACCCACAGUUUACUACCCGCGGCAUCGGAGUCUGAGCCCUGCUGCUCUAGCCUGGGCCUGACGCAGCCUGCCGGGGUGCUAGCAGAGCUGGCCAGGGGGCUGCUGUCACCGACGCCCGGCGCCCUGGGCUCAGUUGCUCCAAUUACUCUGGCACCCAGCGAACUGCACGGGGCCUUUAAUGUUUUUUGCUGCCAAUGUGCAUUCCAGCCCCUUGCCUUUGUCAGCUUGUUCCCCUGGUUUGUGUAGGUCUCAUUCACACUCCUCUCCCGUCUUGACUAAAGAACCUCACGUCAGCGGCACAGUUUUCUACCUCCCUGCUCACACCCACCCCCUCGCCUGCUUGUUAAAAUCUUACACCUCACCGGCCGCAGGAGCGUGCUGUCAGGCCCCCUGCUGGUACCUGCGUGCCGUGAUGCACAGCUGCUCUUUGCGGGCAGGUGCCUCGCCAGGUUUUGUGCCAUGACAACACUUUGCUGCUCACACAUCAGGACCUCUCCCCCAAGCAUCUAGCAGCCCCGUGUGUAGGACCUUGUCAAAGGCCAUUUGAAAGUGGAACUAAAUGGUCACCUCUGGACAUGUUCAGUGAAUGCCAGAGCUAACUGCAGCCUCAAAGCACUGAGCAGCUGUGUUGCUCCUGGCCCUUGCCUUGGUCAGAAACCGCUGGAGCACCAGCGGCCGAGUGCAGCAUUAGCAGCUCCAUUUAUUGUCUAGCAAUAUUGACUCACGUGCCAGCAGCCCUCUGUAAGCAGGACUGCACUGUAGUUGAUGGGCUCUCUCCUCCUUGCUGCUCCUGCCCCCUCGCUUCCUCCACUCAAGCAGCUUACUGCAAUUCAGUGCUUCACGUGGGCGUGAAGUGGUGCAGGAGCCACUGGCUGCCUUGCACGGGGGACGACGUAGGCGGAAUAACAGUGAAAAGACUCAUCAGCCAUUAGCUUUGCCUGAGGACCCUUUAUUCAGCACACGGUCUUGCCAUGUGCUGCUCUUAAAUAUUCAUCAAGGCUGGAACAGCUAAGGUGACUGCAAAGCCGGAGAGCGGGGAUGGAUUAAAGCACCGAUGAACAUUAAGCCGGUGGUUUCUUGCACUGUCAGCUUGGUGUGGUGUUUAACGACCAGGGCCUCACCUCCUAGCCAGGGUGAUGGGCCCAGCCUUCAAGGCAUCUUCUGCUGCCCCAACUGAUGCUGGCUUUGCUCAUAGGGUCUUGUCACCUGCUCACACUCCCUUUGCAGACAAGCAGGGCCUAGCGCACCUGUAUUCCCCUGGCUAGCAGCACCUGUAUUCCUCAGGCUGCAGCCUGACUCUCCUGGCCUUUUGGGCUUUAAUCCUGCAGCUGCCCCAUGAGCCAUUUGUAUUUUAACCCUUUUUUUAAACUUCUUUCCUGGUUCGCUUGUUUGCUCACCCAUGUAAGGCUGCCCCUGGAGCACUGACAGCCUGUGUAUGUUAGCAGUAGCCUUCUCACACCCACCUCCCCCACAGGGCACCUGGCAGGGUGGUGCAGCAAGCACGUGCCUUGCUUACCAUUUGCACAAGUCUCCUCCCUGCUAGCAGAGAGCAGAGGCAAGCUGAAGAGGAGCUAAAAUCCCCUCCUGCUGUGUGAUCCCACCCUGACUAGGCCCUUCAGGGACAACCCCAGCUGGUUAGUUACUGCCUAGACCAGGGCACUGCUUUAGCUGCAAGCUGCCUCCUGCUGCUUCUCUUCCCCUGGAGGAGUAAAUCUUUUGAAUUAGUGUCCCCUCAAGACACAGCUCACAGGCGGGGGGCUGUGCGAGGCAAAGCACUGGGGGAUGUAUUGAAGGAGCUGUUUUGGGGUGUGGGAGCCCCAUGGCAUAGAACAGGGGCAGCAAAGAUCAGCCCCAGGGGAGCUCCCAGAGUAACCAGCUGCCCAUGCGCUCUUCCCCAGCCAGGCACUGGAGGGUUUCUUCCAGCAUUCGGUAAGGUUUGCACUACGGUGGCUGUUAGCAGCAGCCUGCCAAGGCCCUGCUCUGCAGAGCAACAUGCCACUGGCUGUAUAGGCCUGAAAGGUGCCCAAGGCCAAAGCAUGGUCCCGGGGGGAGGUUAGCUAAUAACUGUGCUGGGAGCAGCCUGAGCGAGGCAGGAACCAUUAAUCCCUUUUCAUCUCCCCUUCCUUCCUUGUGGCUAUGGGGAAAGCAAAGGGCAGAGCCCCAGGGUUUGGUCUAUAGAGUCAAAAGCACCUGCCUCUGGGGCAGGAUGAGGCCAGAGCUGCAUCUUGGCUAUUUUUUUUAAAUCUAAAGGCUAUUAUUACAUUGUAUAUUUUAUCAAUACGGGUCAUAAUUGCUGUAUUUUUUAUCAGUGCGGAUUUCCAUACAGCUCCCAGCAUGUGUGUCAAAUAUCAUUGGGCCAAUAAUAAAGUUUUUAAA
This is a messenger RNA of Mauremys mutica (yellowpond turtle), 10511 nucleotides long. Its product is annotated as serine/threonine-protein kinase LMTK1-like. Gene Ontology annotation, biological process: peptidyl-tyrosine autophosphorylation; brain development. The transcript has 11 exons. NCBI's taxonomy places the organism in Eukaryota, Metazoa, Chordata, Testudines, Geoemydidae. The record is from RefSeq and is a predicted model, not a curated record. The coding region runs from base 40 to 4743 and encodes 1567 amino acids. Gene Ontology annotation, molecular function: ATP binding; protein tyrosine kinase activity.